AUGCAUCAUAUGAAAUUCUCUUAUGACACACUGGGAGAAGAAUGUUUGAAUCGCCUUGACAAGAUUUCACCACCUACUACAGGUGAAAUCCCUCGAAAUCAAAGCAGAUUUCCCUCCAAAGAGACAAGCGAAAUUCCGAGAAGAGACUUGUACGCUCUGUUACGAGAUAAUGCUUCCUCAGAUGAGAAACUAGGCCAACUAUGGAAAGAAGUGAACACUAUUCCGGACUGGGUGGACUGGGACCAAAUUGCUCGAGGUCAAGAUGUAUUCUACAGAUACGGAGGAGUAGCUUUCACAGCUCUCGCAUAUCAAUCUCUACUAGGAGGCAUGGGAGCAGCAAGAGUAUCCGAAGUCCUCGCUCGAACAGGUGGCUUCUCAACCAAAGUCGCCAAAGCCCGAAUGUACGAAACGACACAACAUAUCCUGCAAGUAACACGCUCGAUUGAAGCAAUUCAACCUGGCGGCGAAGGCCAUGCUUCGACCAUCCGAGUCCGCCUCCUUCACGCCGCCGUUCGACGACGUAUCAUGACCCUUGCAAAGGAGAAACCGUCUUACUACUCUGUCUCAGACUUUGGUGUUCCCAUCAACGACCUCGAUAGUAUUGGAACUAUCAGUACUUUCUCUUCCACUUUGAUCUGGGUCGGUUUCCCGCGGCAAGGGAUCUGGCUCCGUAAACAAGAAAUUCUGGAUUAUCUUGCGCUGUGGAGAUUAGUGGCGUACUAUGUCGGGACGCCAGAUGACUAUUUCGCCACGCCGGAAAGUUCAAAAGCUAUUAUGGAAUCUUUGUUGAUUUCGGAGAUCCAGCCGAGUGAUAUGUCGAGGGUGCUAGCGAACAACAUCAUCCUUUCGUUGCAGGGACAGCCGCCCGCUUAUGUUUCUCGGGACUUUCUAAAUGCGAGCGCGAGGUGGCUGAACGGGGAUGAUUUGGCGGAUGAGUUGGGCUUAGGGAAGCCGAACUUGUACUACAAGGCGUUAGUUGCUGGGCAGUGCUUGUUCUUCAUGUUUUUGUGUUACACGAAUCGUUCGGUGGCAUCGUGGGAUAGGAAGCAUGUCAAAGCUUUGAGACGCAUUUUCUACCACGUUAUUGUUGAGAACAAGGCACAUGGUUUAGGGGAAGAAACGAAUUUCGAGUUCAAGUAUAUUCCCAGUCUAGAUACUACUACCUCCAUGGGAGAUUAUAUAUCUGAAGGGAAGGAAUCAGUCGUUGAACGACGGAACUUGCAGGCGUUUGUCAUAGGCAGUACGAUCGUGGGUUUAGUUUCAUUGAUUGGGCUUCGGAUGACAUGGGGAGUUUUCGGUGGCCUAAGGGCGCUGUGGAUAUCACGGAAUUAA
This is a messenger RNA of Cadophora gregata, 1332 nucleotides long. RefSeq lists its product as uncharacterized. Gene Ontology annotation, molecular function: oxidoreductase activity. NCBI's taxonomy places the organism in Eukaryota, Fungi, Ascomycota, Leotiomycetes, Helotiales, Ploettnerulaceae. Bases 1 to 1332 code for a protein of 443 amino acids. The transcript has 4 exons. The record is from RefSeq and is a predicted model, not a curated record.